Messenger RNA from Hemicordylus capensis (graceful crag lizard), 3037 nucleotides. Its product is annotated as dynamin-1-like protein. Gene Ontology annotation, molecular function: GTP binding; GTPase activity; microtubule binding. The record is from RefSeq and is a predicted model, not a curated record. Gene Ontology annotation, cellular component: cytoplasm; microtubule; membrane. Lineage: Eukaryota; Metazoa; Chordata; Lepidosauria; Squamata; Cordylidae. Gene Ontology annotation, biological process: mitochondrial fission. The transcript has 18 exons. Bases 196 to 2214 code for a protein of 672 amino acids.
AUUGACUUAUACAAUGACGUUGAUUGCAGAUGCAGGCCAAUAGAAACGAAGGUCGGGGAAGGCGGACAGGGGGCGGUAUUUCCUGGUUGAGGAGUGAAUGGGGCUGGAGCCGGUUUGAGAGUAAAUACCUGCCGGGGAAGGAUUCCCCACCCACCCCGUCCCCACUUUCCCCUCUCCAAGAUUUGCCUCGUCACCAUGGAGACCUUAAUCCCUGUCAUCAAUAAACUGCAAGAGAUCUUCAACACGGUGGGGGCUGAGGUAAUCCAGCUGCCCCAGAUUGUAGUGGUUGGCUCCCAGAGUAGUGGGAAGAGCUCAGUGCUGGAGAGCAUUGUGGGCACGGACUUCUUGCCCCGUGGCUCUGGCAUCGUCACACGCCGGCCGCUGAUCUUACAACUGGUGCAUGUUCCAACACUGGAGGAGAGGAGGCGCACAGCCAGCGGCGAAAGUGGUGUACAGGCUGACGAGUGGGCCACCUUCCUGCACUGCAAACACAAGACCUUUACUGACUUCAGUGAGAUUCGGCAGGAGAUUGAGAUUGAGACGGAGCGGACGACUGGGACCAAUAAGGGCAUCAGCCCAGAGCCCCUGUAUCUGAAGAUCUACUCUCCGCAUGUCCUCAACUUGACACUUGUUGAUCUGCCAGGAAUCACCAAGGUGCCUGUCGGGGAUCAGCCCCCUGAUAUUGAGGUGCAGGUCCGGGAUAUGAUCUUGUCCUAUAUCUCCAACCCAAACUGCCUGAUCCUAUCUGUGACUGCCGCCAACACUGACAUGGCCACUUCGGAAGCACUCAAACUGGCACGAGACGUUGACCCUGAUGGGCGGAGGACACUGGCUGUGGUCACCAAACUGGACCUGAUGGAUGCUGGGACAGAUGCUAUGGAUGUGCUGAUGGGCCGGGUUAUUCCUGUCAAGCUGGGCAUCAUUGGGGUGGUCAACAGGAGCCAACACGAUAUCAACAGCAACAAAAGCAUCAGUGAGUCCCUGCAAGAUGAGCAGGGUUUCUUGCAGAAGAGGUACCCGUCACUUGCCAACCGAAAUGGCACGCGUCACCUGGCCAAGACCCUCAACAGGCUGCUAAUGCACCACAUUCGUGACUGCCUGCCUGAAUUGAAAACCCGGGUGAAUGUGCUGACAGCCCAGUACCAGUCUGUGCUGCACAGCUAUGGGCAGCCCAUUGAGGACAAGAAUGCCACCUUGCUUCAGAUCAUCACCAAGUUUGCCACCGAGUAUUGCAACACAAUUGAGGGCACGGCACGCAAUAUUGAGACAUCGGAGCUGUGUGGCGGUGCCCGGAUGUGCUACAUUUUCCACGAGACAUUUGGCCGCACCCUGGAGUCCAUUGACCCACUGGCUGGCCUCACUAUGCUGGAUAUCUUGACAGCCAUCCGGAACGCCACAGGCCCCCGCCCAGCUCUCUUUGUCCCUGAAGUCUCCUUUGAACUGCUGGUGAAACGUCAGAUCAAGCGCCUGGAAGAACCAAGCCUCCGCUGUGUGGAGCUGGUCCACGAGGAGCUGCAGCGCAUCAUCCAGCACUGUUCCACCUACAACACGCAGGAGCUGUUGCGUUUCCCCAAGUUGCAUGAGGCCAUUGUGGAGGUGGUGACCGGGGUCCUUCGCAGGAGGCUGCCCAUCACCAAUGAAAUGGUACACAACCUGGUUGCGAUUGAGCUGGCCUACAUCAACACCAAGCACCCAGACUUCAUCGAUACAGCAUUGGUCUCUGCCUCUGUGAGCAGUGCUAAGAAUGAACCUGUCCCAGAUGGUGCCCGGCGAUGGAAAAGUGAUAAAGCGGAGGAAGCUGGCCUUGAAGACAAGCCCAAGGGGUCCUCCCAGACCUCCAUCUAUUCCAGCCCCAGCCGGUCCCACGCAGUCAAUCUGCUAGACACGCCCAUGCCAGCUACACGGAAGCUGAGCCAACGUGAACAGCGAGACUGCGAGGUCAUCCGACGCCUUAUCAAGUCCUACUUCCUCAUUGUGCGCAAAAGCAUCCAGGACAGCGUUCCAAAGACAGUGAUGCACUUCCUGGUGAACUAUGUGAAGGACCACCUUCAGAGUGAACUUGUGGGCCAGUUGUACAAGCCGCAGCUUCUGGACACAUUGCUCACCGAGUCUGAAGACAUGGCCCAGCAACGCAACGAGGCUGCCAAUAUGCUCAAGGCACUGCAGAAAGCCAGCCAGACGAUCUCGGAGAUCCGGGAGACUCAACUCUGGUGAGGGGCACUCCGAGCUGCCGAAGGGUCUGUCUGGCAAGAGUACUGUUCACCUAGAGCCGCGCAAGCAUUCCCUUCUGGAGCCCACUGGAGUCUUUGCUGUUGUCCAGUUGAAGGGGAGAAGCUGUGGCCUGGGCCAUGUUCUGUUCCAGCUUUCUUGCAAGAACCUUAAGGAGACUUGCCUGGCCAGUAGCCCUAGACUGGGCUGAAGCUCAGCCCUCCUGCUCCCUCAGUGGUCUCUCAUGCAUUCCAUCCUUGCUGAUCUGUCUGUAUUUAAACUGCUGUUGUCCAGAGUGUAAACUCCUGUUCUCCACAGCUGCAUAGUUGCUGAUUUUGUGCCAGUUUUUCUCACUGUAGCUUUCCCCCCGAAGGGGAGACAUUCUCAGAUGACUUCCCUGUCUCCACCUACUCCAAGCGAAUGUGGUAGAAGUAUGAAGUGAAACAGGUUGUUGUCCAUAUACAUCUGCCCACAUACAUCCUAUCUUCCAUGCAUGCUAUGUGCACAUGUGCCUACCUAGAAACAUAUGCAGCUAUAUCUUUCAUUACUGCCCUAGAGGAGAGGCUAUAUGGAGAAACUGGCACAAGCAGCUUGGUCUGGGGGGGUUGAGGCUAUCUGGGUAGGGUUUCCCACACUGGUCCAGAACAGCUGGCUAUGAUGCUGGAUCUCACCCCAUCUAAACUUGUAUCCAGGAGUCAUGUGCAAUAGUGCCACUUAUGUGGGGCCUCCACCAUCCUGCUUGCUCGUGGUGGGGAGCUGCACACUCUCUGAGCCACAUGGGAGUCAGGCUUGGCCUGUAUUUUGUGAAUAAAGUUUGUGUGAGGUUGUA